CCCAAAGCCCUGCGUGCCUAGCUCACCUCCAAAUGAACUGCCAAGCUGCAAUUUUAAAUGUGUUUAAAACAUUAAACCCAGAACUACAUCAAUUGCACUUAUUAAUAUAAUCAUUUCUUUCAUUGUCCCGUCUCAUACACUUUUUUUAAUCUUGCCCGUUUUUUGUACCCCAUUGCAGAUCGCCAAAGGUGGCCCUAGCCUUUUGAGAUACUGGUGAUUGCGGUUGCGAGCCCGAAAGUCCUCUAUACAUGCCCAGAGGCGCUUUCUUCUUUCCUAGAGUUUGGCCCAGGGCUAAGAAACAGUCUUUUUGGUGGCAGGAGAGAAACCAGAGGAGGCGGCAGGGCUCCUUUUGAAUGGAGCUAGGCGGGAGCUGGCUGCUCUCUCUCCUGCAGCGGCGUGUAAGAGGAGGAGGAGGAGGAGGAGGAGGAGAAGGGAGGCGCGUUGAAGCAGGCGAGGCCUGCGCGCCGGAAGUGAGCGCCGACUGCGGGGAGAGGAAAAAUCCCGGCCGGUGGAGGGGCUCGCCGACGCUUGCGGUGGCUGCGGUCGCGCCGAGAGAGCGCGCGGCUGAGAGGCAUCUCGCGCAGGGAGGAACCCUCGUCUGGCUCCGUUUCCAGAGCGAGUGAGAGAGAGCAGCGCAGCCACAGCGGGAAGGGAAGCGAAGGAAAGGGAAGCCACUCCAGCUCCGCCACUCCAGCCAGCGGCCGCCGGUAGCAACAGGGACGUUAGGAGAGGAGGAGAAGGAGGAGUGCCGCCGCCGCCGCCUCCGCCAUGGAACAGCUCUCAGAUGAAGAACUUGAUCAUGGUGCAGAAGAAGAUAGUGAUAAAGAAGAUCAGGAUCUGGAUAAGAUGUUUGGUGCUUGGCUUGGAGAGUUGGAUAAACUCACACAGAGUUUGGAUACAGACAAGCCUAUGGAACCAGUUAAAAGAUCCCCUCUUCGCCAGGAUGCUAAUAUUGCCAAUUUCUCUUAUCGUUUUUCCAUGUACAACCUGAAUGAAGCCUUGAACCAAGGUGAGACUGUAGAUCUUGAUGCUCUUAUGGCAGAUCUUUGUUCCAUAGAGCAGGAGCUCAGCAGCAUUGGUUCACAAUCUACCAACAGUGCAUCAAUGAAAUGUUUUCCCAUAGAAGGGAAAAUGACUCAGAAACCAUCAAGUGGUAGCCGACUCCCUUCUAAGCACAGUAGCAUGAAAGGAUUAUCUUCAUCUAGUCAAGUAACAAAGCCGUCACAUGCUGUCUUCUCCCUGGAUGACAUUACUGCGCAGUUAGAGAAAGCGUCUCUGAGUAUGGAUGAAGCAGCUCAGCAAUCUAUAAUUGAAGAUAGCAAACCUGUAGUUACUAUCCAGCAUAGGAGGACAGCAUCAGCCGGUACUGUGAGUGAUGCUGAAGUUCGUUCUAUCAGUAAUUCCUCCCGAUCUAGUAUCACAUCUGCAGCAUCCAGUAUGGACUCCCUGGACAUUGACAAGAUGACAACAAGACCUCAAGAGUUGGAUCUGAUUUCACAGGGGCAGCCCAUCAGUGAGGAGGAACAGGCUGCUAAACUGAAGGCUGAAAAGAUCAGGGUUGCUUUAGAGAAGAUUAAAGAAGCACAAGUUAAAAAGCUUGUGAUAAGAGUCCACAUGUCUGAUGACAGCUCGAAGACAAUGAUGGUAGAUGAACGACAGACAGUAAGACAAGUGUUAGACAACCUGAUGGACAAAUCCCAUUGUGGAUUUAGCUUAGACUGGUCCUUGGUAGAAACAAUCUCUGAAUUACAAAUGGAUAGGAUCUUUGAAGACCAUGAAAAUUUAGUUGAAAACCUCCUGAACUGGACAAGAGAUAGUCAAAACAAGCUCAUGUUUGUUGAACGCAUAGAAAAAUAUGCCCUUUUUAAAAAUCCCCAAAAUUAUCUUCUUGGGAAAAGAGAAACCUCUGAAAUGGCAGACAGGAACAAGGAAGUACUACUGGAGGAGUGUUUUUGUGGAAGCUCAGUAACAGUGCCAGAAAUCGAGGGAGUUCUGUGGCUAAAAGAUGAUGGUAAAAAAUCUUGGAAGAAGCGUUACUUUCUUCUGCGAGCUUCUGGAAUCUACUAUGUUCCAAAAGGAAAAGCGAAGGUCUCACGAGAUCUUGUGUGCUUUCUUCAAUUGGAUCACGUUAAUGUUUAUUAUGGACAAGAUUAUCGCAACAAGUACAAAGCUCCUACAGACUAUUGUCUGGUAUUAAAGCAUCCCCAAAUUCAGAAGAAAUCUCAAUAUAUUAAGUAUUUAUGUUGUGAUGAUAUCAGAACCCUUCAUCAGUGGAUAAAUGGCAUCCGUAUUGCUAAGUAUGGGAAGCAACUCUAUGUAAACUAUCAAGAAGCUCUGAAAAGGACAGAAUCAGCAUAUGAUUGGACAUCCCUGUCCAGUUCCAGUAUUAAGUCUGGAUCCAGCUCAUCUAGUUUGCCAGAAUCUCAGUCCAACCACUCAAAUCAAUCUGACAGUGGAGUUUCAGACACUCAAACAGGACAUGUCCGUUCCCAAAGUAUUGUUAGCUCCAUCUUUUCAGAAGCUUGGAAGAGGGGAACUCAGUUGGAAGAGUCUAGCAAGAUUAAUGCUCGAAUGGACUCAAUAAACCGACCCUUCGCUUCACUUGUAUCGCCUUUAUCUCCACAAACUAAAACAGCUACUCCAUAUACAGCAUCACAACCAUCACCUCCCCUUCCACCUCCUCCCCCUCCCCCACCUCCCCCUCCGCCUCCUCCACCCCCACCUCCUCCCCCUCUUCCUGGUCAGUCUGUGCCAUCUGGAACCAGCUCAGCAACAGUGUUUGUGAAAUACAGCACUAUAACAAGACUACAGAAUGCCUCUCAGCAUGGGGGGCUUCUCUACAAAUCACCUAUCUCAAUACAGCAGCCACCAUCCCCACUCCCGCCUCCAGGAAAACCUCAGAAUUUAAUACCUCCUAAUGGUAUAAUCCCACCCCCGCCGCCGCCUCCUCCUCCCCCUACCCCAGGAUCAGCAAUGGCACAGCUCAUGAAACCUGUGCCUUCCAACCCAUCGGUACCACAGUUCACCCCACCACCACCUCCUGCUCCCCCUCUCAAAAUUCAUCAAGUUCACCAGAACAUUGUUCAGUCUGCAACUUUGCCACCACCACCACCACCUUCAGUGCCAGCACCCCCACCCCCACAAGCUCCUCCUAAGCCUACUAUGACACUCCCUACACAAAACAGUGCAAAAUCCAUCUCGGCAGUUGUGACACAUCCAGUGCCGCCACUUCCUGUUCCUUCAGCAGUAAAGAAGCAGCCAAGUUUCCCCACCCCACAAAUUCCAUUAUCUCCUGCCUCACUAGGUCCGUCUCCUCCACCUACUCUGCCCAAGCAACAGAAUCACUCUAGUAAGCUUCCUCCCUCUCCACAGUCUCCUGUGCCAUCCAUUGUGAAGCAGAUAGCCAGCCAGUUUCCGCCUCCUCCCAUGCCAGCUUCGGAGCCCCAGCCUUUAAAACCUGCCCCUCUGAGUGUACCACCUCAGUCUCCUCCAGCUGUAAAAGCCAAGCCAAAAUGGCAGCCAACCUCUGCUCCCUCUCCUGAUUUUCCUCCUCCACCCCCUGAAGGUAGCCUAGCAUUUCCUCCUCCACCUUCUCCUUCUUCCUCUCCAUUGAUAGUGUCCCCUACACCAGAUAAAUCAGGAGGUUCUCCAGUCAAAAAAGGUAGUAAGACUUCCAGUCCUGGAGGAAAAAAGCCACCUCCUACACCUCAGCGCAAUUCCAGUAUAAAAUCAAAUAGUUCAAUUGAGUCCAGUGAACCUAAGAGACCUUCAGUGGAUGUCUUAGUUAGCAAAUUUGCACAUCCCCCGGAGCCCUCUGGAUCUCCUGCCAAGGAAUCCCCAACUCCACCUGCAGCUCCUCCAAAGCCAGGAAAGCUCUGCCUGCCUAUCGUUCUUCAGCAGGCAGGUAUUUCAACAAAAGCACCAGCCAUAGGAGCACUAGGCAAGGUUGCUGCUGAAGAAUUUCCUUCUCCUCCAUCAGAUUCAGACUUUCCCCCUCCACCACCUGAAAUCGAUCUUCCUUUACCUCCCGUAGAAAUUCCUGUUGUCUUUUCAGGCAAUACCUCGCCAAAGGUUGCUGUCGUCAAUCCCCAACCUCAGCCAUGGUCUAAGUCAUCUGGGAAGAAAGCUCCCCCUCCAACACGUCCCAAACGCAACGACAGCACCCGUCUCACGCAAGCAGAAAUGAUGGAGUCGCAGGUUGUUGUCAGUGCACAAGUGCCCACCUCGCCCAAGUCUGGCCUUAGUGUUCAGCCUGGUUUUCUGGCGGAUUUGAAUAGAACUCUGCAGCGUAAGUCCAUCACUCGACAUAGCUCCCUCUCCUCUGCCCGGAUAUCCAGAGCUGAGCCAACUGCUACAAUGGAUGACAUGGCCUUGCCCCCGCCCCCACCAGAACUUCUGACAGACAAGCAGAAGACCAGCAGCUUUGGAGGUAGUCAUAUAUUAGGCUAUGCAACCUUACGGAGGGGCCCACCUCCAGCACCUCCAAAGAGGGAUCAAAACACCAAACUGUCUAGGGACUGGUGAUGUUUAGGAGACCCAGCAAACCCUAAGUGGGACACAUCUGGUACUGAAAUGCCUCCUCUUAAUAGCUGUGAUCUGAAGAAGUCUGUUUUAACAGUAGCUGUGGGUAGUGACUAUGUUCACUUCCAGAAACAGUCCCUGAAGCUUUGCUGUUUGUGUUCUGUGUAUUGGGGUGAAGAAUGGGAUGAGUACUACUUCAAAGUUCAAAUACUUCAUAAGGAUUGGACCAAAAUCUUUAACACUAUGUUUCCUGCUGUUCAGGAAAUAACUGUUGUCUGUCAGUGUGGGAAAUGUGGGUGCAUGUAUUAUAAAUGUAGGUAUAUAAUAUAUUGUGAAAUAUUUUGUUGGAAUUGUAGAGGCUCACCAGAAUGUUUUUGUACAUCUGUAUUUAUUUCAGUCAACUGAGGUUUUUAUGAAAAAUUGGAUGAUGUAUUAGAAAAAUCAUUUUGCUUUUGAAAACAAAAAUGUUGGGGCACCUUAGAUCAUUGGAAACCUCUUUGGGCAGUUGGUGACGGGUAUGCAGGGCUGACAAAUUCUGUCAGUGUCUGCACAGAAUCAAUUGAUUGAAAAAUUUGGACGCAGUCUACCAAAACAUUCUGGUUGUAAUACUACUGAAUAGAAAUCCAUGUAGAGAAAAAGAAAAAUGCUGUACAGUGGGGCUGCAGUUCAAGAUGUUGGGUAAUAAAGGCAUUCUGUUUUAGAAUUCUUAAGGGGAGAAAGCCCCUUAAAAUACAUCAGAACUUUCUCCUGAAUAAACACCAGUAGGAUUAGGCUUAAACUUAAUGUUCCAGUCGCACAUUCUAAAGAGGAAUGUGUAAUUGAACAUAUCAGAAUGUUGCGCGUUGGAAACUGGAUCAUUAUUCCCCAAACUCUCAGUGGGAUUAUUUGGACUAGUGAUACUCUAGUUAAAUUAACAACAUUUAAUUCACUGUCACGUACACAUCUGUUUUGGUUAAGUGAAAGUGGUGUACCAGAAGAUACUCGAGAUAUGUUGUUGUCAUGUCUGAUCACCAUCUCUCUUAACUGGUACUGCUCAUCAAAUUGCCUGUGUGCAAGUUUACACAUAUAGUGGGUGCAUCUCUUUCUCUCUCUCUCUCUCUCUCUCUCUCUCUCUCUCUCUCCCUCCCUCCCUCCCU
Molecule: messenger RNA, 5657 nt
Organism: Crotalus tigris (Tiger rattlesnake)
Lineage: Eukaryota; Metazoa; Chordata; Lepidosauria; Squamata; Viperidae
Gene: RAPH1
Product: Ras association (RalGDS/AF-6) and pleckstrin homology domains 1
Exons: 14
Coding region: 769-4524 (1251 amino acids)
Biological process (GO): signal transduction
Cellular component (GO): plasma membrane; cytosol
Source: RefSeq, a predicted model, not a curated record